AGGCGUUCUGAUCUUAGUGGUGCUCUAUCAAUAUCUCAUAGACGAAAUGUAAGUUGGAAAAGAAAUGGCUUUUGCAUUGCCGGUUUCUUUAACACCGACAGAGGAGAAAGCUGAUUGUUUUCGACUUCUAUCUCUCGUCGUUGACGGUGGAACAUUGGCAUUACGUCAUAGAUUUGAUCAACUUAUUACACCAAAUGACCUGCAAAAUACUCUUAAUGAUACAAACACUCGUGGAAAAUUGAACGCCUUACGCAUGAAACGCGUUUUAACAAAUGCUCAAUGGAACUUGCUAUAUCCACAAACAGGUCGGCCAUGUUCAGGCAGAUUUGAUGUUUCUCUACUGUACUGCUUGCUGAAAUACAUAUGUGGACUAAACGAACAAUCUACAUCGUGGAAUGGUGUACCUCCUUCAUUUGACACAACAGUAGAGGCGGAUGUAAACAGACUAAAACAAUACCGAAAUGAUGUAGCUCAUUUGAUAUCUAUCUCAUUAAACAAGGGUGAAUUUAACAGAAAAUGGACAGAAAUUGAGAAG
Messenger RNA from Ruditapes philippinarum (Manila clam), 535 nucleotides. RefSeq lists its product as uncharacterized. The record is from RefSeq and is a predicted model, not a curated record. The transcript has 2 exons. Lineage: Eukaryota; Metazoa; Mollusca; Bivalvia; Venerida; Veneridae. The annotation marks the transcript as partial.